AUGAUUCGACGAAGUCCGCGAUUUUGGUUUCUCAACUGCUGCAUUUCGCCACAAUCAGAAAUAGCUCGAAUAAGGAUAGAUCGUUCAAUGAUUGGCGGUCCAACGGAUUUCCGGCAUAUUGGACAUAUGGGUGCAAAUGAUAUCAAUGCUACAUUCAAUGUCGAUGAAGUAAGUUGUUUGCUGAGGUCAAAAGGUGAUGACUCUUAUUCAUUGCCGGUGCCACAACAUCUUCGGGCAAAUGAUGUACCUAUUAGAGUUUUCAUUUAUAUGUUUUUGAGCAACUUUCAUGAUCUUGCCCAGAAAGAUUUUACCUUUUGGCCUGAUCUGUUUGCUUCGCUUAUACCGUUACUGUAA
This is a messenger RNA of Cercopithifilaria johnstoni, 354 nucleotides long. The record is from the annotation of a GenBank genome assembly. NCBI's taxonomy places the organism in Eukaryota, Metazoa, Nematoda, Chromadorea, Rhabditida, Onchocercidae.